Messenger RNA from Cinara cedri, 1408 nucleotides. The record is from the annotation of a GenBank genome assembly. NCBI's taxonomy places the organism in Eukaryota, Metazoa, Arthropoda, Insecta, Hemiptera, Aphididae.
AUGUCAUUCAACCAUAAGUCAGCUGAUAAUGGUCAAAAAAUUGGUAUCUUAUUUAGUCAAUACUUCUCUUCAGUUUAUAAAGAUACAGCUCUUACUAAUAAUAAUUUUCAGUCUAAUAUAGUUCAAUCAAUUGGUUCGUUAAACUCACAUCACAUCGAACUCCUAGAAGUUUUCAAUGAAUUAAAUAUUCUAUCUUACAAAAAUGCAAUUGGUCCUGAUGGUCUCCUAUAUUUUUAUUUAACUGCAGAUUUAUACUUUCACCACCUAUCACAUAUCUCUUUAAUUUUUGUUUAAAUAGUGGCUCAUUUCCAUCAUCUUGGAAAUCCACCUAUAUUAAUUCAAUUUUUAAAAAAAGGUAAUAAAUCAUUUAUCUCAAACUACCGUCCUAUAUCGAUAAUUUCUAUUCUCCCAAAAUUAUUUUCUAAGAUAAUAAAUAAUAAGCUCACACCCAUAUUUAAACAUAUUUUAGCACCACAACGACAUGGAUUUCGCAAUAAAAAGUAAUGUCUUACUAAUUUAACAUCAUAUAAUUAAAUCUUUUUCUAAUAAUCAACAAACAGAUGUUGUUUAUACAGAUUUUGAAAAAACCUUUGAUAGAGUAAACCACUCUUUAUUAAUCAGUAAACUACAGAAAAUCGGCUUUUCCAAUCCCCUAUUAUCAUGGUUUAACUCAUUCCUAAGUNUAAUUUAUUUAUAAAUGAUGCCGUAUCAUCCAUUUCACACUCCAACAUUUUAUUAUUUGCCGACGAUGCAAAAAUUUACAAAUCUAUUACUUCCCCCGAUGAUAUUAAACUUCUUCAAAGUGAUUUAGUUUCAUUUAACGAAUGGUGCAUUUCAAAUAGUCUUUCAUUAAAUAUUGAUAAAUCCCAAAUUGUUAUCUACUCCAAAAUAACACAAUCCCUUACAUUUUAAUUAUCAUAUAUGUGAUAUUAACCUACAUCGUUCGUCAUUAUUUAAGGAUUUAGGGAUUUUAUUUGAUUCCAAACUAUUAUUCAAUGAUCGUGUAUCAGCGAUUAAAAAUAAAGCUUUAUCUGUAUUUGGUAUGAUAUAAAGAAACUGCUCCGAUUUUCGUGAUCCACUUGCUCUCAAAUGCCUUUAUACCUCACUAGUCCGUUCUUUAUUAGAAUACGCUCCAAUAAUUUGGAAUCAUAACAAUGUAGGACAUAAUGAUCAACUUGAUAAAGUUCAAAAUAAAGCUCUCAGAUUUUUAUGUCAUACAUGUAAUAUUCAAAGAACUCCUCACUCUGGCUACGAUAAUAUUUUAAAAUUGUUAAACUUAGAAUCUUUAAAUGUACGGAGACACUUAUCAUACAGUACGUUCCUCACCAAAUUGCUAAAUAAUGAGAUUGAUGAUUCAUUUUUAUUGAGUCAAUUAAACUUCAAAGUUAAAAAGCCACCACACUCGUAA